Messenger RNA from Epinephelus lanceolatus (giant grouper), 5405 nucleotides. It is a transcript of the gene ptprz1a, whose product is annotated as protein tyrosine phosphatase receptor type Z1a. Gene Ontology annotation, biological process: peptidyl-tyrosine dephosphorylation. Gene Ontology annotation, molecular function: protein tyrosine phosphatase activity; protein binding. The record is from RefSeq and is a predicted model, not a curated record. NCBI's taxonomy places the organism in Eukaryota, Metazoa, Chordata, Actinopteri, Perciformes, Serranidae.
AGUGAGGCCGGUGUGGCUGCGGGCUGUGGGCGGUGCACAGCUUCAGUCUGGCGGCUCGCCCUCAGUCAGUCAGUCGGUGUGGAGGAGAGCGGACGGAGCGGAGCUGCGCACCGUGACCCGGGAUCUGUACUAUACACACAGACACACACAGACACACACACACGCGCGCGGCAGCGAGACCAGAACCGAGCGACCGGCAGGCAGGCAGGCAGGAGCCGAGCAGCAUGGAGCUGUGAGCUGCGGCCGACCCGGGACCUGCUCCCCAAACACCACUGUUUGAUUUGUUUAUUUACCGCAUCUACGAGCUUUCUUUCCCCAACAUGGAGACUGCAGGCUGCAGGCUGCCGCUGGCUGCACUCCUCAUCCUCCUCUGCCAGCAAGUUGGAGGAUAUGGAUACAGGAACCAACGCAAGUUCUCAGAGGACAUCGAGUGGUCGUACGCAGGAACUUUAAAUCAAAACAACUGGGCCAAGAAGUUUCCCUCCUGCAGCAACGCCAAGCAGUCUCCCAUCAACAUCGAGGAGAACCUGGCUCAGGUAAAGCUGCAGUACCAGAAACUGAGGUUUGAGGGCUGGGACAGUCUGACGACCGACAGGACGAUCAUCAAGAAUGAUGGCAAGACGGUGGCGGUCAAUGUGGAUGGAGAGUACUACGUCAGCGGAGGUGGUCUCAGGUCAAAGUUCAAGGUGGGACGUAUCACCUUCCACUGGGGGCGCUGCAACGCCUCCUCAGAGGGCUCUGAGCACGGUCUGGAUGGAGUCAAAUAUCCUCUGGAGAUGCAGAUCUACUGUUAUGAGGCCCAUCGCUUUGGCUCUUUAGAUGAAACCAUCAAGGCUGGAGGCAGAAUCACAGCGCUCGCCGUGCUGUUUGAGACGAGCAUUGAAGACAAUGUGAACUUUGCUCCCAUCAUAGACAGCAUCAACAGCGUGAGCAGACAUGGAAAGAGCGCCGAGGCUAUACCCUUCGCUCCGCGAGGCCUCCUGCCAAACUCCACAGAUAAGUACUUCAUCUACAACGGCUCUCUGACCACGCCGCCCUGCAGCGAGACCGUCGAGUGGAUCGUCUUCAAGAACACAGUGGCCAUCUCUGACGAACAGCUGGAGAUGUUCUGCGAGGUGAUGACUAUGCAGCAGGCCGGAUACGUGAUGCUGAUGGACUACCUGCAGAACAACUACAGAGAGCAGCAGCAGCAGUUCAUGGGUCAGGUGUUCUCCUCCUACACCGGCACAGAGGAGGUCCUCACACCAGUUUGCAGUUCGGAGCCGGAAAACAUCCAGGCGUUGCCCUACAACCUGAGCAGCCUGCUGGUGACGUGGGAGCGGCCCCGGGCGGUGUAUGACGCCAGCAUAGAAAAAUACUCUGUCAGCUACCGAAAGGCCGAUGCAGAAGACACUGCUGCUUCUAUAUACCUGACUGACGGGGACCAGGAUGUGGGGGCGAUACUCGAUGACCUGUUAGCCAACACCAGCUACAUGGUCCAGGUGGUGGCAGUCUGCACCAAUGGUCUGUACGGACGUGUGAGCGACCAGCUGCCGGUCGACAUGCCCAUAGAUGACCCCGAAAAUACACUGGAUCCAGAUUCUGAUGAAUUUGAUGACGAGGACAACUAUGAUCCCGAUCUGUCCUGGAAUGAACCAGUCCAAACUGAGGAUUAUGAUCUGGCCUGGAUGCCCACAAACUCCCCGAAGACCACGACUCCUGCAUCACCUCUUUUACGUCUACCUGGCAUCAAAACCACAACAGAAGAAUCAGGUUUGACCACAACUGAUCCAGUUCCUCCGGUCAGAUCCACCCAGACUGGUCAAGUCCAGAGUCAUUCUGAAGAGACAGUACACCGCAGUUCCUCCACACGUCCACCAGAGGUCACCCUGCAACCAAAAACCAGAGGAGAUGCUGACUUCAGUGGCAAUGCUCCCUUUUACUCCACAACCACCACCAAUGAAGGCUUUAUUUCCACUUCCAGUACUCCUGUGUACUCCAAUGCAAAGACAGAUGGUGCUCCUGGAGGAAUCAGUCCAGACUCAGAGGAUAACUUUGACAAAACAAAAGGUGGUGUCAGUACCACUGCUCCUACAUCCAACAACGCAGAGACAAAAGGUGGUAAAAGUAUUUCUUCGUACAGCCCCACCACGACCACACUGAGGUCUGGCACCAGCGACAUGAGCAGCACAACAACAUCCUCAUCCUUCAUCCAGGCUGAGGUUGACCAAGGCCUGGGGCGACCCUUAAACAAAGACACCACAGAUGGAGGUGUGUCUGCCGCACCUGGAGGUCUUCCAGAGAUCCAAACUUCAACCACCCAACCUUCCUCCUCGGGUGAAGCUGUUGAGCGUAGGCCCACAACUCCCAGCAUGCCUCGUUUUUCGUCUACCACGACCUCUGUCCGGUUGAGUGGCGUUCUCUUGCAGACCACACAGCCGCUGUCUAACGGUGAGCGUCCCUCUGUCCUCCCCUCCACCUCCUCUUCUUCCUCCUCCUCCCCUCUGUGUGACACUGCGGACCCCUCCACCUGCCUGCAUGACCCUCCCUCCUCGUCUUGGCCUGUGUUGUCUGCCUACGCAUCGGACUCUGAGCAUGCCGCUAGCACUCCGCUGUCUAGCAAAGACCUGGCUUCUCCUUCAACCCCCACACUCUCUGCCUCCACCCUGCCCCACCUCCCCCACCCUUCACACCCCCUGUCUGGUUGGGAGACUGACCCCGUGUUCCCCAGUGUUGGGUUCGAUGAUAGCGAUGGUGAUUUGUUAUCUGGGUCUUCAUCUUCGUCGGUCUCCUCAGGUGUCCCCUCAGUGUUUACCGAUACCCCUCCUCUCCAAACGGUGCCAGAUCCAUCUAGCACCACCGUCGCCGCCGAGCCUUCCGAAUCCUCCUGGGAUCCGUCACUCUCAGCAGUCUCUCUGUCUCUAAGCCCCACACUUCAGCCUUCAGUUCUCCUCUCUAGUGACUUCACCCUCUCUGGCACAACUCCGGGCUUAUCCCGUCCUUUCUCAGUUGGGUUUGAGGACGCAAGGUACGCCACGGGGAGCACAAUAGAGUCUUUUCUCCCUGAAGUCAGCGGUGAUGGGUUUCCGUUAGCUAGUGACAUGGACCCCAUGUGCGGCUGUUCUCUGGAGCCGUCGGCGUCCUCGUCCUGGCUGCAUGCCUCUCCUCAUGUACCCCUGCCGUCCUCAGCCUGGGACUCUGCUAGCUUAGAGCUUUACUCUAGUGUGGGCUCCCUUUCAGCCUCUGGUGUCGGUGUAGACGAUCUUCUACGCUCUCUGUCUGUGGCGGGUUCUGAUGGUCUGUCCUCAGACCAGCCUCUGCUCUCCUAUAGUGCUAUUUCUCCCUCAUCGUCCUCUUUACACUCCUACCUUCUCCAAGUCACCCAUAGUGACCUGCCCGUUUCUGUUGCAGCCACGGCGUCUGCCGUCAUGGAUCCCUGGUUCUCAGCAUCAGACAGGACCUCCACCCUCCAAACCUCUGUCCUCCCUAACUCACCCACAGCCUCCCCUUUCACCCCCACCCCAGAAGGACAUGCGUUAGACACUAGCAGCAGUGCCUCCGGCUCGGCCCUGUUCCCUGACUCCCAGGAGGGCGUAGAUCAGGAGUGGGACAGGGUUCAAAACUCAGCCUCAGGAGAGAGCGCGUUCCCUUACUCAACCAAAGUCACUAAUGUCGUCCCCCCGUCUACGACUUCUGAGUCUGGCCAGUCCCCGGAUGAUUUGGACGAACGCUCCUCAGCAUUCUAUUUUGAAAGCGAGAGCGGCAGUGCCAUGACCUCGGAGGUUGGAAGCACAGCGACGCCAACCAUUCCUACGGUAACCUCGGCUUCACCCUGGUCGCUGGGUGGGGAGGAGGAGAGCGGCUCAGGGCAGGGUGAAAGCCUGUAUGACAACGAGACGUCCUCUGACUUCAGUAUCUCCGAGCGCACAGAAAGAGAGUCGGAGGAAGAGGAGCCAGUCGCAGAGGCCAGUAACAGCAGCCAUGAGUCCAGAGUCGGUUCGAUCCGGGACAGAGAGAGGAAGGCUGUGGUUCCUCUGGCCGUCAUCUCCACCCUCACCGUCCUCGGCCUGAUCGUCCUCAUCGGUAUCCUCGUCUACUGGAGGACCUGUUUUCAGACGGCUCACUUCUACAUCGAUGACAACUCAUCACCCAGAGUCAUUCCACCAUCCACUGCUGCGUUAACAUCUGAUGAAAAAACAGCUUUUCCAGUGAAGGAGUUUGUGAAACACGUGGCCGAGCUUCACGACACACACGGCUUCCAGCGAGAAUUUGAGAUACUGAAGGAGAGUUACGAGGAGGUUCAGUCGUGCGCGGUGGACAUGGGGAUGACGACUGACAGCUCCAACCAUCCUGACAACAAGACUAAAAACAGAUACAGUAACAUCCUGGCCUAUGACCACAGCCGAGUGCGACUCUCGCCGCAGGCCGACAAAGAUGGGAAGACGAGGGAUUACAUCAACGCAAACUACGUGGAUGGUUUCAAGAAGCCGCGGGCGUACAUCGCAGCUCAGGGUCCUCUGAGGUCGAGCACCGAGGACUUCUGGAGGAUGAUCUGGGAGCAAAACGUCUGCGUCAUCGUCAUGAUCACCAACCUGGUGGAGAAAGGAAGAAGGAAGUGUGAUCAGUACUGGCCGGUGGAGGUGCAGGAGGAGUUCGGCAGCUUCCUGGUGACGAUGAAGAGCAGCAGAGUGCUUGCCUACUACACCCACAGGACCUUCACUGUCAGGAACACACACGCCAAGAAGGGCUCUCAGAAGGGGCGAAGCAAUGAGCGGACGGUGACUCAGUACCAUUACACCCAGUGGCCGGACAUGGGCGUCCCAGAGUUUGCUCUACCACUGCUCAGCUUCGUCCGCAAGUCGUCCAAAGCCAGGACGGAUGACAUGGGGCCGAUGGUGGUGCACUGCAGCGCCGGCGUGGGCCGGACGGGCACAUACGUGGUCCUGGACAGCAUGCUGAAGCAGAUGAGAGAUGAAAGCACCGUCAACAUCACAGGAUUCCUCAAACACAUCCGCAAACAGAGGAACUAUCUGGUUCAGACAGAGGAACAGUAUGUUUUUAUCCACGAUGCCUUGGUGGAAGCCAUCUUAUCCGGAGAGACGGAGGUGGCGGCAGCUCACCUGCACAGGUACGUGGAUGAGCUGCUGAUCCCGGGGCCUGCUGGGAGGACGCGCCUGGACAAACAGUUCAAGCUGGUUUGUCACUCUGGAGCAAAGGAGUGCGACUCCUCUGCAGCGCUGCAGGACUGCAACCGCACCAAGAACAGAAACUGCUCUCUGGUACCUGUUGAGAGGUAGCGAGUACGCCUGUCUACGACGGCAGGGGAAACGUCAGACUACAUUAAUGCGUCGUACAUCGCAGGUUACAGGCAGAGCAAUGAGUUCAUCAUCACCCAGAAUCCUUUAUCUGGCACCAUAAAGGACUUC